AUGGAGCCUUUUGUUGCAACGAACGUUAUGUUCCACACCACUGCUAAAGGUGUCUGGAAUUAUCUGAAAGAAACAUGCAAAGUUUUUGUGGCUAAGAUUUUGUCGGUGUUAGAUACUGUCUUGCAACCAGUCAAAAGCCAGAUUCUUGCAAGCGAGAAGAUACCUUCUAUGAUGUGGCGUUUUGUCGGAUUCAAUGCACUCUCUCUUUCCGUUGUCAAAUCUGAACAAUCCUUCUCUUCUAAGGAUAAUUCAGCCUUUCUUUCAAAUAAUGGUGUUCAUGGCCGUGUUGCUGGCCAAGUUCAGGGGGAGGUCGAGGUCGUGGUGGUGGUAGAGGUAGAGGACAACAACCAGACCAAGACAUACAUCAGUGUACUUGAUAACAAUUCAUUGGCUGUAGAUCCUUGGAAAAGGAAAAUUUACAAGGAAGUUGUUCAGGAGUUCUACAACGGUGUCAUCUUCCGACGCCUUGCUUCCACAUUUGGGGGUAGUCGGUUUGUCUAUCCAUUACGAGAUGAACUAAAUCAAUUACUCAAACGUAUUAAACAACUUGAGACAUUUGCAUUUACUUCUUCUGCUACAAUUGGUCACUCAGGUAGUGGUGCAUUUCUUGCUUCCUCUUCUUCUAUACCAUGGGUCAUUGACUCCGAUGUCACUUCCCAUAUGACUGGUAAGUCCCAUGAUCUCAAAAUAAGAAAGACGAUUGUUGGAGGGUGUGAAAAGGAUAGCUUAUAUUACUUUGAUGGCGUUGCUCCUAUUAUUGCUUCUAUUACUUCUAGUGUAUCCUCCCCUCUUCAGCGGCAGUUCCGGUUUUUAUCAUAUUGUGAAGUUCCCAACCACCUCCCUGUUACAAUUGCAUGUCAUAAUAGUGAGAGAUGCUGGGAUUCAAGCCCUGAUAAAAGAACCUCGAUUCCAUACUCAGAUUUUCCAAAUGUAAUGCUAGUUUACCCCCAAUUUCCCGAGGUUAUAGCCUUUGGCAAACAACGCAAGAAGCAAGGUGUUGCAUGCCAUCACCCAAAACUAUUCGUUUUGCAAAGAGAAGAUAGCAUCCGUGUAGUUGUUACUUCAGCAAAUCUAGUGUUUCAACAGUGGAAUAGUGUGACUAAUACUGUUUGGCGGCAAGAUUUUCCUCGCCAAAGUGAACCUGAUUAUUCUUCUCUUUUUACUCAACUUUCUGAUGGGGAAGCAGUUUUAGAUUCAAAAUCUGAUUUUUCUUCACAAUUGGCUGGAUUUAUGGCCUCUCUAGUUGUUGAUUUUUGGAGGAGCUACUGGACACUUGGUUGCUUCAGUCCCAGGACUGCAUACUCAAAAAAUCCCAUACCCACUAGAAAACAUGCACUUCCUAUCUAUCACAUUCAACUUGGGUUUCUACCUAGAGAUAUUGCAAAGUGGGUGGCACCUUUGUGUGAUAUUGGGGUUUUCAGGUUCUCUGCUUGUAUUUUUCCAACAGAAGUUCUUGCAGCUGCUUUAGAAGGGAUCAAUAGCAAAGUACGAUUGAUAUUAUAUGUGUCACAGGGGCCAAAGUUUGCUGAAAUAUCAAGGAUUCUGCAAGCUGAACAUGUUCCUGCAAUUUGUUCGCUCGUUGCAUCCAUGCAUAGGUGUGUAGGCCUAUGGCGCUUACAAGAGGUGUUGGGUCGGUUCAAGUGGCCUGAAUCACUAGAAACUGAUUUCAUAUAUGGUUCAUCUUCAAUUGGAACAUCAGUCAAUGCAAGCUUUUUAGCUGCAUUUUCAGCAGCUGCUGGAAAGCGUUUCUCUCAAUUCUCAGAGUCUGAGGAGUCUGACCCAGAGUGGGGCCGCUGGAAUGCUAGUCAAGAAUUAAAAAGUCCAUCUAUGAAGAUCAUCUUCCCUACCAUUGAAAGUGUGAAAGAUGCAUCUUCUGGAAUUUGGUCUUCUAGACAUAUUCUCUGCCUCUCAGAGAAGACAUGGCAGAGGUUGAAAACUGUGGACAUAUUUCACAAUGCAGUUCCUCAUCCCCAGGAUAGAAUCGGAUACCCAAUGCAUGUCAAGGUGGCACGGAGACGCUUCUUGUCAAAAACUGAUUCAUCUUCGUUUGGAUGGAUCUAUUGUGGAUCGCAUAAUUUCAGCCCAGCUGCCUGGGGACGACCAUUAUCCUAUUCUUCCUCUCCAAAAGCAGAUGGAGCUGUGGGGACCAUCACCUCCACUCAGCAUUCUAAGAUCCACAUCUGUAACUAUGAACUAGGGAUCAUUUUCACCAUUCCCCCAUUAGAUAGGAACAUGAAUUUGGAUGAUAUAGUUCUUCCAUUUGUCAUACCUGCCCCAAAAUACGGACCCAGAGAUCGGCCAGCAACAGCACAGGCCAUGAAGGAGGCCUUGUUUGAACUUGCAGAGAAUAGGAAGCAGAUGGAAGAAGACACGACAGUUGAGGAGUAUCCGGAAGAGGAAGAAGAAGAAGAAAUAAUGGUGGAGACAAAAGAUUAUGUUGAUGAGGAGAAAGAGGAAGAGAAUACUUUCGCUGAGACUCUUUGGAGCCAAGUGGAUUCAUUAGAUAAUUUGUAUAAUUCACGAUGAGGACCCAGUUUACAUGUAUAUCCUGAGAAAUAAAAAAAAGUCAGCGAAUUAUUUGGAUACCAAGCUUCUUCCUUUGGAGUGGUCCACCUGCCAGGGAGCACUGCUGUAUACUUUUCUUUUUCUUUUUAUGUAAGACUUGUAUUUUUCUGAUAGUUUACAUUCAGGUUUCAGGAGGUUGUGUAUGAGAAGUAAA
Molecule: messenger RNA, 2719 nt
Organism: Telopea speciosissima
Lineage: Eukaryota; Viridiplantae; Streptophyta; Magnoliopsida; Proteales; Proteaceae
Exons: 15
Coding region: 1-2526 (841 amino acids)
Biological process (GO): DNA repair
Cellular component (GO): nucleus
Molecular function (GO): phosphoric diester hydrolase activity
Source: RefSeq, a predicted model, not a curated record